Messenger RNA from Balaenoptera acutorostrata (minke whale), 2373 nucleotides. It is a transcript of the gene PEX11A, whose product is annotated as peroxisomal biogenesis factor 11 alpha. The transcript has 3 exons. Gene Ontology annotation, biological process: regulation of peroxisome size; peroxisome fission. Gene Ontology annotation, cellular component: peroxisomal membrane. The record is from RefSeq and is a predicted model, not a curated record. Bases 85 to 828 code for a protein of 247 amino acids. Lineage: Eukaryota; Metazoa; Chordata; Mammalia; Artiodactyla; Balaenopteridae.
CCGACAGUUCCGUGGGGACCCGUCAGCAGCCCCUGAGGACUCGCAAAAGAACCCAGUGCGACUCUUGUCCUUGGGCUGGGUGCCAUGGACGCCUUCAUCCGCUUCACCAACCAGACCCAGGGCCGGGACCGACUCUUCAGAGCCACUCAGUACACAUGCAUGUUGCUUAGAUAUUUGUUAGAGCCUAAAGCUGACAAACAGGAGGUUGUUACGAAGCUCAAGAAACUGGAGUCCAGUGUGAGCACUGGCCGUAAAUGGUUCAGACUAGGCAAUGUGGUACAUGCUGUACAGACGAUUCAGCAGAGCAUUCAUGCCACUGACCUAGUGCCCCGCAUCUGCCUAAUAUUAGCCAGCCUGAACCGUGUGAUUUAUUUCAUCUGUGACACCAUCCUUUUUGUGAGGAGCGUAGGGCUCGCCUCUGGCAUUAACAAAGAGAAAUGGCGAAUGUGGGCUGCACGCCAUUACUACUAUUCUCUUCUGCUGAGCCUGGUCAGGGAUCUGUAUGAAAUCUCCCUGCAGAUGGAACAGGUUGCACACGACAGAGCAAAGAAGGAGAAAUCACCAUCCCAGGAUCCUCUUGUGUAUAGCGUGGCUGAUGAGGAAACAGAAUGGCUCCAGUCCUUUCUUCUUCUCUUAUUCCGAUCUCUGAAGAAGCAUCCUCCCUUGCUCCUGGACACAGUGAAGAACUUCUGUGAUAUCCUGAACCCUUUGGACCAGCUGGGGCUCUAUAAGUCCAAUCCUGGCAUCAUAGGCCUUGGAGGUCUCGUGUCCUCUAUAGCAGGCAUCAUCACUGUGGCGUAUCCUCAGAUGAAACUGAAGACCCGCUGAGGUGGUUUCAGGCUGAAGACUAGUACCUGCUUUGAAGACAACCUUUUAGUGAAAUGGACAUUUGCAUUAGGCACAGCCAUGUCAUACUGUGCUUACAGACUUAGUCACAUGGGCACUGAGUGACCUGUGAUGUGAACAGAGGUGGGGCCAAGAACGGUGGAGGGAAGAACGUGAAGGUUUAUGUGUUUUCUAGAGUGCUGGAGUGACUUCUGAAUUUCUGAGUAUUUUUCCUUCAUCUAACAUUUAUCGAGCAUCUCUUAUGUGCAUAUUAGGAACUUAGUGGUUGCUGAAUGGAUAAAAAUUAAGAGAAAAAUUGAAAAAGAUCCAAACUAACAAGUGGACACUAAUAUAAGCAACUUUUGGGCCAUGUGCCUCACUACUUUUGCCCAACUACAGUAGGUCUGAUACACACCCUCUCUCAGAUUUAGUAGAGGCACCUUAUUCUCUGAUCAGUUAUCCCACUUCCUCCAUAGCUACCAGUGCCAGGAUGGAGGAGAGCUGGGUUUAUAGCCUCUUAACUUGGCUUUUACAUCACUGCGCUCCUGUCUUUCCUCUGUCCAGUAGUAAAAUCAGAAGUGCAUCAGGUACCUUCAUGGUAUAAAUUGUGUCUUUAGGUAGCGCAGUAAGGAAACAAAAAAUCAGAAGCAGAUAGAAAGGACUUGAGGUAAAAAUAAUGUGGAAGGUUACAGUUGGUGCCUGCAGGUUUCCCUGUGACAGAUGAGGAGACUUGAGGUUAAAACUGAGGACAGAACCUCAUUUCUCUGACUCCCAAUCCAGUGCUCUUUCCAUAUUUCACUGCCUUCCUGAUUGAGUGGAAGUGCAAGACUCUCCAGAAUCCUGUGCGAAAAGCCUUUUUUAGAACCUUUGUUGGUCAGUGGUUUAUAUUCUAUUCUACAAAAAUUAAAACUAUAUCUAGAUCCACCAGCAGGAUUGUUUUAUUUAAAACCAUAUAACCUUUUGGGCACUUACGCGUUAAUUUUCAUCCAAAUUUGUGCAGUUAAGAAAUUUCACGAAUACGAUGAAAUUCUACUAUAUUCGACAAUAAAUCAGAGUUCAUAUUUGUAGGGUGGUUGGGGGAGGUGGAGAAGAGCAGUAAGGGGCAAGAGAAGAGGACAGUAGAACGAUGAGUCGAUGCCACUUACUCGUGUUCUUCUCAUCUUGGAUGUUGGGUUCUUAUUUGUGAUUACAGAUCCUCUUAAUUUGAGGCAAGUGAGGUAGAGAAAUAGGGUACCAUCAGGUAGGAGGUCAGUGUCAGUCCUGCCAGUAAAGCCAUCUGACAGGACUGGAUGGAAAGGAGAAAAGAAAUGUGCACUAAGUAAAUUUCCCAUAAAUGUGAUUGAGAUUCUUAAAAAGUAGACUCAGGUCCUUGGCUCUCUAUUUUUAAAGUGUCCAAUCAAGAUAUGGGAUUUGAGAAAGAACAUUUCAGGAAUUUUAAGAGAAAUAAAAGCUGCUAGAUCAGGGCAAAUAAAAAAUUUAACUAUUUUUGCUUUGUCCAGAUCUUCUAGUGUAAUAAAUUAUGUCUAAUAAAUUUAUAGACAAAAUUUA